Molecule: messenger RNA, 5277 nt
Organism: Armigeres subalbatus
Lineage: Eukaryota; Metazoa; Arthropoda; Insecta; Diptera; Culicidae
Gene: Sin1
Product: stress-activated map kinase-interacting protein 1
Exons: 3
Coding region: 498-2045 (515 amino acids)
Biological process (GO): TORC2 signaling
Cellular component (GO): TORC2 complex; cytoplasm; plasma membrane
Molecular function (GO): phosphatidylinositol-4,5-bisphosphate binding
Source: RefSeq, a predicted model, not a curated record
GUGAGAAAAAAGCCAUCGAUAAACGUCAAAUUUACAAAAAGUCUAAAUAAGUCGCGUUUUUCGUAGUCGCCUCAAUAUUUUCGUUUUAAUCCAUCUAUUAACAAGAGAUUCGGGCAUCUAAAUACUACUCGUUACUCGCGGCAUUAAGGUUUCGCAAUUCCAGCCAAAAUUCAGAAGAAAAGUGUUCCAAAAAGUGUAUUUCUGGCAGCGUUCAUCGUGGCCGACCUGGGAGCAGUAGCAACAGCGCAGAGCCAUGCAUUGCAGGAUGAAGAAGCGCCUUACGCUUAGGUAAUCGACGUCGUCGGGCAGGGACACAAGCCGCAAGGGAAGACGGGUACAACGGCGGCACCAGGAGAGCGGACGGCCCCGUUCGUGUCCAAUAAAUAAUAAGUGAUCUGCUGCUGCCGAGCGGGGGAAGCGGGAGGCCGCUGCGUUUCGUCACUCUCCGAGCCGAGAAGAGUAUUGACUUCCGCAUUCUUCUCCCUUUGGGGUGUGGAAUGGCCACCUACAACAACCCCCAUUGGCUGUUGUCCCAUAUCCGGAAUUCGUUCAUCUCGACCGAUGACACGGGACUGAGUGAAACGGUAAUGUUGCUGGAAGACAUCCCCCACCAAUAUGCCCAGCUGCAUAAGCAAGCCUUGCGGGAUCGCUCUGCGGGGGCAGUGCGAAGCGACAGUCGGGAGGAUGGAUUCGGGACGAGGCGGAAGAGUUUCGAAGACUUCUACUGCUACCCCGGGCUGGACGAUUCCGACGAUGAAGAGAUGGACACCCUGUCGCAGUCCUACGAAAUACAAAUGGAUCAAGACAUUGGGUUCCAUCGGCAACGCUCGAAUACGGCUCAGAAGCUGGAACGAAUGGACAUAGCGAGGAAAAAGGCAGCGAAGGUCAAAACUAUCAAGUAUGAGUGUGCCGUUCAGCGUGCGGAUGAGAAGGAUGACGAACUGUUCGUGAGAAAAGUUGUAAGUGUCGACACGGUGGAAGCAGGUAUGUCAUUGCUAUCGCAACAGUUGGAAAGCUUCCCCAAAAUGCCGCAGAAUAAAUACCUCGAGUUCGCGAAGUACGAUGGAACUUCGCAGACCGAGGUGGCUACUAAAACGUUUAAAAUAUUCCUAAUGAUGUUGCCGGAGGACCAGAGAGCCUAUCCGAUGCAAGUUUGCGUCAUAGCCACUGCCAAAAUUCAGGAUUUUAUAGGAUUGAUUUGUUAUAAGUGUAGUCUAGCAUAUCCAGAUGUAGGUUUAAGAUCGAUUAGGCACUAUGGACUGUUUUUGACUGAAGAGGACGGCGAAGUCGAUUUGGAUUUCCCCCCCUUGGACGUCAGGGAACAAUGCGCAAAGUUUUGUUUUUCGCAUUUGGCCAUAGCUGAGCGGAAAACCUCAGAGGUUCAGCCGCAUUCUAGUUUUAGUCAACCGUCGACGAUUGUCUCGGGGGAACGGACACGCUCGAUAACGUCCGAUUUGGGCGAAACAGGAAGUCCACCGAAGUUAUCGCCAACGGAACCUUCCACGAGUGAUUUCAAAGGUAUCACACCGAAACAGAGAGAGGAUUUGGACAAGAUGAAAGAUCACACCUCGAAGUUGGAUGCUCCCUUGUAUCGGGCGUUCAAUGUCUAUUUGGUGCACAAAUCGCGGUUAAAAACGGAGAUUCAAUUGGGAAUAUCGGGAGAUAAAUUAGAAAUUGAUCCAAUCCAGCAGAAAUCUUCCAAGUUAUGGCUUCGCCAGAAGUCGGUCAAUCAUAGUAUGGAUUCGGUUGCUCACUGCUCCAUUAUCGAACGGAAGUCGUCCAAAUCGGGUGUUAGGAUAGUGUACAGUUCGGUUCCGUAUUCGCAAACGCUGAGCGUAUCCGGAACGGAUUACGUGACGUCGAGUCCCACCAUUCGGCAGCAUACCCACCAACAGCAGCAAGCCCGCGUACCACAGUUUAAGCAUUACGACAUUGAAACCGACCCAGCAACGGCGCAGGAAAUUGUCGAAAAAAUCAACAACAUCCUCGAGGUGCGAUCAAGUCCAGUGCGACGGGAGUAUAUAGCUAGCCGGAGCAGUCACUAGUGGAAGUCGGCGAACUUUAUCAAUUUUAACAGUGUUCACGUUUUGCAUGUAAAAAUGUGAAAUUUAGCUACCGUAAUACUUCCUAUUGGAGCGCACCUCAACCCUAAUGAUGUGACUUUGAAAUAUGGACUACAGUGUAAGAUGGUGAUGAAUUCGGUCAAUAUACUUCUUUUAAAGCGUAAUAAACAAUAGGCAAUAUGGACAAAACGAUAAUUGAACAAAAUUGUACACGAGAACUACGCCGCAUGUAACAUAAUUUGCGUAAUAAGAGAAGGUUUUGGUGAAACAAAUAUUCCAGAAAACUGAACAAACAAUUUAUUUUAAUUUACAAAUGAAUACGCUUUAUACCACAUAAACAAACAAUAGCCUCAUAAAUUUAGACUUAUUCAGAUUUCUAAUAGAAGAAAACAUUCAAUUCUUGAUAGUUGAACCGCAGUCUGUGGUUUAACACUUUUCACUCUGUCACAAUUCUUAUUUAUGCACCGAAUGUAGUUUCUAACGAUCAUUAACUGUUUGAAAAUGACUCAUGUAUAUGGUAAUUAUCAGCAUUUUUAUUGCUCAAUAAAUCUUUUCAUACUGAUUCCGAAAAACGAAACUCUGAUUGUGGUGUAAUUUCGCAUACAUUUUGGCUGAACACCCAAUAAGAACUCCAAUAAUUUUGCGAUUUCCUUCUAAUUUUUGCUAUAGAUACUUUCAGCCUAGGGCUGGCCUGUCUUUUCAUUUUUUUUGCGGUUUGAUUUUAAAUAAGAUCAAGUUCUACCAAUGUCUACCUUGACUUAGGCAGAAUUACACAAGUUGCCGCCACUACACCCCCGUAAAUAAUUAUAAGGCAUUCGCCGAUUUUCGUACAAAAUGGUCAUGUUUCAGGAUCAAUUUCUCGAUUUCUAGUGAUUAGAUUGAAAACAUAUCUGGCAUCCCAGCCUAAAAUGACUUAAUUUUUUUUUGUUAAUGAACGGGAAACACGUUUUUUGGGAAAGGAUUAACGCCACUUCACUUGUAAGGAGCUCCAUAUAAAAGUGGUGGUGUUAUUAUUAUUUUCAACUAAAACGUGCUUUUCCAGUAAACGUGUAUACAAAAAACCAUUAUUAAUUGAAAAUUCAGGUCAUUUAUCCACAUAUGUCCUUAAUCUAAUCGCUAGAAAUCGAGAUUUUGGUCCUCAAACAUUUCGUAUGAAAAUCAGCGAAUGCCUUAUACUACUGUGAAUCGCAUAUCUGUCCCAUCUUUGCUGGGUUUCCUAUUCAUAUGGGACAAAUAUGCGAUUCACGGCAGUAUAAUCUCUUAUAAUUAUUUCCGGGGGUGUAAAGCAAUACUUGACUGCUGAUGACCGCUAAUCAGUUUCAUAUGAAUUUUAAUCGUAUUUAUUUUAAAAACAGUAAGAGUCAAAUUUUUCAUUAUUUCACCGAAUGUAAACUAUCAAUCUUUUUAAAAGUGAUCGCAUAUCAGUACAAAUCUUAUCAUGUCAAUAUUAUAACCGCAGUGUUUUCAGUGCUUUUUUGCAUUUAACUAUCAUUGUCGUGCGCUUUCUAGAGGUUCUGCGGAUCAUUUGUGACCAACGUAGGACAUUUUCGUGUAUUUUUUCACAACAAAUUUUUAUUCUAUCGAAUAAUGAAUUUUAAGUUAAUACCAUACCCUCGGCAUCAUUUUCCACCGCUUCGAAUUUAUUAAAUUUGAUUAUAAAUCAGAAAGGUUCCAUUAUUAGACGAAGCCUCAAUCAACACAAAGUCGCAUAUGUUAGCGAAUAAGUAUAAAUGGUGGAGGCGAUAUAGGCACAUUCCUCCAUUUGACUGCAUGCAAAAUGUAUGUAUAUAGCCUCCACUCUUAUUCGCUAUGAUAUACGCUGCCGCUACUCGCAUAUCAGUCCUAUUUCGAUUUUCGUCACUUUUGAGUUAACACCGAGAAUAGCAUUUAAUUUUAUCAUACUUCCACAUAACAUGAUAAAAAAUGCGGCUUUGUUCGGGAGAAAUGUGAAAAAAUACCAAACCAACCAUGUCCCAUAUAGAAUGUACCCGCAUACCAGUCCCAUUAAGAAUUCACAAAGUGGAUUCACAAUUAUUUUUCCAUUGAUUUGAAUCGUUUUGCAUUACUUCAUUGAAUGAGGAAUGACUCUGCAAAAUUUCAACCAGAUCGCAGAAUGUUUGAAUUUAGAAGAUUUUUUUUAAAUUUUGCAUGGAAAAUGCGUUUUGAGACUUCAUCGGCUAUUAUCUCAGUAUGCGAAAAACCAAUAUGGGACUGAUAUGAAAGUACCGGCAGUACGAUCUUGUGUUUGCUGGGGCGUUGGAUGGUGCAUCACUUUCGAAAUUAUGUUUAACAACAGUGUUGUUGGAGAUUUUGAAAAUGCAUGAAAUCUUCCCUAUUAUUGCUUCCUCAAAUUGAUAUUUUGAACCAAUAAAAAAUAAAAAAAUGUUUGUUUCGGCCUUCGGGAACCAAAUAACCUACAAUUAAUUCCAAGGUGUGAUCAAUUUAUUUGACAUUUGUUUCCUUGUCUCUAGAUUCCUUGUUUUUUUUUUCUAAAGAAAUUGAUAUGCGAUCAUUUGAAUGACAACCUUUUGUUUUAUACAAAAGGAGUUACUAUAGAUUCGACUUCAAACAUUCUAUCCGAUAUUUCUCAAAAAAUAAAUAAAAAGAAUUAGAAGACAAUUCAAUUACCGAUAUUAUCGUUACAAUAUCCUCAUUAAAACUGUUUUGAAACAAAAACAAAUGCAACUAAACAUAAUUCAAUGCAAUAAAGUUUUAUUUUUAAUGCAAAAGACCAGAAUAGGAAUCACCGAACUGCACAAUGUGUAUGUCACCGUUUGUAAAUUUGUAUAAAUCCAUAGAAACUGUCGUGUAAUUUUGUAUAUAAAAAGAUUCGAAUCCUUAGGGUUUUGUGUUACAGUAAUAGUUGUGGAUUACUUCUUGAAUUGUCCGGGUCCAAAUGAUAUACUAAAAUAGUACUGAAAACAAUAAUGUAAAAUGAUAAUUGUAUACCUAGUUAUAAUGUUAGGAGAACAGAUCGUGGUUGUCACCGAAGAGCUCACAAACGGCAUAUUCAAGAAGUAAAGCACAAUUAAACACUGGUUAUUUUUUGUGAAAUUUAAAUCUAGAUUAUUGAGUCAAUCGUUUUCCACUGUUGAUUCCUUGAAAAUGUAUGCCUGCUGCAAAGAAGAAAAUAAGAAACUAUUAAUUUAAUUAUAUUUAUUAUAUUUACGCUAAUUUUAUACAGGAAUUAAAAAAAAUCAAAUUUUCAAUUACA